Prorocentrum cordatum is the source of this 2235-nucleotide messenger RNA. The record is from the annotation of a GenBank genome assembly. Lineage: Eukaryota; Dinophyceae; Prorocentrales; Prorocentraceae.
GCUCUGUUCUGCGGACCUGAUGGCGAAUGGGGAAGAUGGCAGGAGCUUUCCAGACAGCGCGACCUCAGCUGGCCAUGGGGCCGUCAGAACGGCUCUGGGAGCAGCGAGACAGUGGGCGGACGAGGACGGGCAUUUCAGGAUGUCCGAGGACCAGCUGAGAAAGAUGCUAGACGACGUGGCCGGAAGGAGGCCAGCGCCUCCAGAGUCACCGCCCCCGGCCGAACCUUCGGCCGGACUGUCGCGGGAGCAGGUCAGAGAGGUCUUCGAGAUAGUGCGCAGCCAGGACGAGGGGCGGAAGACCUGGGAGCAGAACCGAGAUCCCAAGCGCAAGCUCAAGGUGGAUCGCAAGUUCUUCGACAGGUCGAGGGACAAGGAGGCCAACCGCCAGUCGGCCAAUCGCGGCCGCCGCGCCGCCAGCGGCCAGGUCAGGCCCGGGAAGUGGCGGCUGCCGCUGUCCGAGCUGAUCAUGCGCACCAAGUGCAGGAACUGCAACCAGAAGGGCCAUUGGUCUCGAGGAUGUCCGGCGCCGCAGUGCAACCGCAGCGGCCGACUCGACUGGGCCAGGUUCAUUGUUCGUGUCGCGAACGUGGUGGGCCCCUUGCAGCCCGUCGAGGGCGCGCUAGACGACGCCACCCUGAGCCUCAUGACGCUGGUGGACGAGUUCGGCCGUGAGAUGAUCAACGAGAGGUUCUGGCCGACCAACCUAGUGCGUCAGCUGCGAGUCAUUCCAUUGGAGUACUACGCGUGUCGCCACAUGCCCAUCAACGUGGUGGGCGGGGCAGAUGCCGAUUGGAGAGCGCUGGUGGCCACUCCCGCCCCGCCGCCGGGGCUGCCGGGGGCCAGAACCUUGGCCGGCAUGGCGCCGCCCUGGCCACCAGCCAAGGACCGUCGCGCCGCGGGGAGUUCCCGCCAGAAGGUCGAGUCCGAGCAGCCCGACGUCGUCAUGGAGAGCGUCGAGCAGCAGGCCAGAGACCAACGGGCGGUUCGUCGCAAGGCAGCCUCUCCAGCCAGGGGGGCGGCCGUGGACAGCAGUCCUGAGUCAGGAGACAGCGCAGACGAGACGAGGCGUCUUCUGCGGCAGAUCGCCAUCAAGCAGCAGGCCCAGGAGGAGCUCAUAGGCAAACUAUGCUUCACCGUCUCGAGUCAGAUGGGAGAGGUGGCGACCCUGCAGUCUCGACUGCAGCAGAUGGCUGCAGCAGGGAGUGCGUCGUCCGCGGCGCUGCAGGGGCCAGCCGCGGCCAAGGUGCGGAACUCCUUCGGCAGCGACGGUAGCGUCGGUGGAAAUUGGCGCAGCUCCGGCAGUGGCGGCCUCCCCGACGUAUUGGAUCGGGGCCCAGCAGACGCUGGCGUGGGCUCCCCCGCCGGGCUACUCGAAGACGAGGCCACCUGGGUCGGCGAUCACGUGAAGAAGGGCGACCGGCAGCCUCAGCCGAGGCUGGCAAGGCCCGCCAAGAAGCCGGACGCACCAGCUUCGUCGUGGCAGUCGGAUCCCUGGGUUUCCCAGGGCACCCCCGAGGAGGCGGCGUGGAAGCAGCGGCGGAAGAUCGAGGAUGCCGAGAAGAUGCGGCUGGAGAAGGAGGGUUUGCAACAGGUGGGGUGGCAGACAUGGGCUCACGAUGGAGCCGACCCGCAGGGCAAGUGGAUUAAGAAACUCAUGCGCAAGGUCCACAUCAACUUGGGACAUCCCCGCAAUCAAGUGAUUCAUCGAGGUUCUCCGGGGUGCCCGGGCGAAGCCGGUGCGGCGGUGCUGAAGUUCGUUCAAGACGAGUAUCACUGCGGAGACUGCCGCGCACUCUCGUCCGGCGGGAAGUCGACUCGCGGCGGGCGCCCAGAGUUGCGAUGGGGGAUUCCGCCAGUCAGCAUCGCGCGGCGGAGCCAAUGGACCCUGGUGGGCUUGCCCGCUUGUCGCAGGGCGCGGGAGGACGAAUCCGCGGACAAACCUAACCGGGAGAUCAUGGCCGAGGGGUGGAGUGGCACCCCGCAAAACUACGCCUCUGGCAACGCCGAUGUGGGGGUUAUCCCACGCGAGCUCGUGGAUUGGACGAGGCUCCGCUGGCUUUGUCAUCGCGCGACGGCGAGUUUCAUGAAGUCGCAGAACUUUGAGCGCAUCCGUCUGGAGCCCUGCUGGUUCGUGCAGAGGUCGGAGGGGCAGUUGAAAGUUCAGGUGCUCGUGGAGGAGCUCGGGCCGUUCGCGGCGCUCCUCAGAGACGAGUGCAGGGCCCUGGGCCCCCCGAG